CCAUCACAGGUUCCUCACUUUGCCGCAGACUGCUCUGGAGGCUGAGCAUCCUGAUACCUCUUCCUCAAGCCGUCCCUAAGCAAGAUGGCGAGCCAUGGUCAGGUAGAGCCCACUCGGGCAGACCAAGCCACGCCGACAUCGCGUCAGAGGUGUUGGUUCUUGUAAGAAAGUGCUGGAUGCAGCACGAAGGCACUCAGAAUUUGCUGCAUGUAAGUGCAGCAUCUAGAACAGUGUAACUUUGCCACAUUGCUUAGCUUGCGGGUUCCGCUGUCAUACCGGCCAUGGAGGUCAGCGAUCCCCCACUAAUCACGAUCAGGAGAGGCGACACCGAGGAAUUUUGCACACUCGACGACCCGCCAUACCUCUGCAAGGAUGUGCUGGACUAUCUCGACGUCACAAAAGGCUGGGGCAGAGGAGAGCUGACGAAGACAGUGGGGGAGCGCGUGAUCUCCAUACACACGAGCCGCCAGGUGCCUGCUGGCAGCUACACCUUCAGGGAAGUGCGGGCGGCUGCUGGUCCAAGUAUCACAGGAACUGGGGACAGAUCCCGGGAAUAUAUCCAGCACCUUUUACCAGGACCACCACCUGCUCUCCCCAGUGUGCGAGCCGAGCUAGAUGCGGCAUUGAGGCACUCGCAAAGCGCCAGGAUACCAGUGACAUCAGAGUGUUACACUGCUGUUCAAUCAGAAGAUGCGCAACUUGCAGAGCAGCACCUGGUAUCAACGGAUGGGUCUCGACUGCCAGCCUUUCUCAGCAGUUGGAUCUUAAAUGAACCUCCAAAAGCCACAACAGAACAGAAUAUAACUUUGCAUGUGAGCAGCAGUCUGCUGCAGUUGUUUAGCCUCCUUGAGAAGCUGAGCGGGCUCGAGCUGAAGCCUAAGUUGACCUUCAAUGCCGCUGAGUCAGAUACCAGCAGUCAAGCCAUCGCUCGAGGAAAGCGGCCUGACACGCUGGGAAUUGCCAAGGCAUGCACGCUGCUCAUUGGAGAGGAUAAGAAAAGAAGAAUGCUGGAAGGAGUGGAAGAUCUACGCCGAAAAAAGCUGAAGCUAUCCAUGAUGCAUUAUGGAGACCUGAAGUUUAUUGUGGGGUAUGCAGCAGCUGAGGGGAUCUUCAAGUGGUUCUGGAUGGGAGCAGGGCAGCAAGAUAUUGCUGAAAUUGGGGAGGAGCUCAACCUCUUGGAAAGGCAGGACCGCAUCAAGUGGGUCAAGAAUGUGGUCUUCAUCUACCGUCUCCUGGAUGUCAUGGCCCAAAGUGUACCUGAGCUUCUAGGCAGAGUUCCUGUCUAUGACCUGUUGGAACGACCUUCGGGGGCGAAGAUCGUCUUCCAUGAAGAUGGGGCUCAGAAGGUCAUCUCCAACUUUGACAAGUAUUGCGAAGACUAUGAGACGAGCUUCGAGGCUGUGGAUCGUGCUUACAAGGCAGCGCAAGAAGCAGCGGCGGAGGCAGCAGCGUCAGGUCUGCAACCAUCUCUGAUCCAGGCAAAGUGUAGCCCCGAGGUGCAAGGGCGGCGGAAGACUUACUCAGUUGAGACGACACCCCUCGGCUACGGGAGGCCUGCUUCUGAUCCCCAGGACGCCCGCGCUAUUGCAUACGCUUGCUGCAGUGCAGCAAGAACGCUCCACUCAAAUGGUAUCGUGCACAGGGAUUUCCGCAUGCCGAACAUUGUUUGCUUGGGGGCGGACAAUGGAAGCCUGGACAGCACAAGGGCUGAUGUUGGGGGCUCAGACAUUGCGGGUUCCCAUUCAAGGGGUUUGGGCAGAGCAUUCAUGGUGAUUGAUUUAGAAUCGGCUGCAAAGGAAGGGGAUGUGGUAUCGCAAAACUGUAAGCUUGCCAUCUGUCACAUGCCUGGGGUCUUGGAUGAGAACAGGAGGUAUACCACAGCGAGCGACAUGUUCGAAAUUGGGAUCCUGCUGGAGGGUAUUCUGAAAGAUUUGCAGUCGUUUAACGGAGAUGCAAAGGAGUUCGUGCUGGCUUUAAAGGCCAAAAAGUGCAGUGCCGCAGAAGCACUCGAGCACCCAUGGUUGCGGGCAGCCGCAGGCUAAAUAGGGGCAAAGCAGUAGGAGCGGUUCAAGGUCGUUUUGCAUGGCCCUUCUUCCUUUGAUGUAUAGACGUGGGCCUGCGAAUUGACUCAAACAAUCCCGGACGAUUUUGUGAAAACGUUGUAUAAGGUGGAGUAGACCGAAGUCGUUUUGCACGGCCUCUCUUCCUUUGAUGUACAGACUUGGGAGUACGAGUUGACGCAAACCAUGUGGAUGUUUUGUGGACAUGUUGUAACGGACAGGGCGGUCUGAAG
This is a messenger RNA of Klebsormidium nitens, 2293 nucleotides long. Lineage: Eukaryota; Viridiplantae; Streptophyta; Klebsormidiophyceae; Klebsormidiales; Klebsormidiaceae. The record is from the annotation of a GenBank genome assembly.